Molecule: messenger RNA, 571 nt
Organism: Nilaparvata lugens (brown planthopper)
Lineage: Eukaryota; Metazoa; Arthropoda; Insecta; Hemiptera; Delphacidae
Product: cuticle protein 10.6-like
Exons: 1
Source: RefSeq, a predicted model, not a curated record
GCGAGCCCCUUGUGGCGGCCCCUUGCCAGUCUAUGGGGCCCACUACGCCCCUGCCCACUAUGGGCACGCCCCAAUCGUCAAGACAGUUUCAUCAGUGGCAGUUGCCCAUACACCGGUCGCCCAUUCUUACUCAAACACCUACAAAGUGUCGCACCCUGUGUUGAAGGUGCCCUACCACCAUGCACCUAUCGUCAAGUACUCUGCACCCAUCAUUAAGACCUAUGCAGCACCUUACUACUCUGCCCAUGGACUUUAUGACUACCCAUAUGGGUAUGGACAUGGGUACGGUCAUGGGUAUGAUUAUCCACUCUUGUACUCGAAAUAUCUUCAUUGAUAAAGUCUUCUCCAUAUAUUGAAUAGAAUACUUGAAAUCCCAAUUUGUCUUCUUAAAUUGAACAAAAUACUCUAAAUAGACAGUGCACCCAAAAUUUAGCCCAUAUACUUUAUGAUUAUCCAGAUGGGAAAAAUGAACAUGGGCAUGUUGUACUCGAAAUAUCUCCAUUGAUAGAGUCUUCUCCGUAAGUUGAAUAGAAUACUUGAAAUGCUAGUUUGUUUUCUUAAGUUGAACAAA